AUGUCGCAUACAAGUGGUAUCAAUCCCAUUAUCAGUAAACCACAAGAGCCACGCCAGCGACAAAUGAUUCCUCGUCGCAUCAAGGCAGCUUUACCUCGCUCAGAGAUUCGCCUUGAAAACAAUGAAUAUAGAGGCAUCCUUGUCGCCAUCAAUGAAAAUGUGGCGGAAAAUGUUAAUUUGAUUGAAAACUUGAAGGAAUUGUUCACCAAUGCAUCCCGUGAAAUGUACCAGGCAACCCAUAAUCGAGCUUACAUGAAAGAAAUAACUAUCUUGGUACCUAAGACAUGGAGUGAUGCUAUUACAAAUAUCGCAGCGUCAUCAGAAAUAUUUGACAGUGCAAAUAUUAUUGUAGACAAACCGAACGCUGAAUGGGGUGACAGUCCGUACACCAACCAGUUUGCACCAUGUGGUAAAGUACUUGUUCACGAGUGGGGACAUUUACGCUGGGGAUUGUUUGACGAGUAUGCCACCGAUGACAAAAGUCACUUCUACUUAAAUGAGGACAGAUACGUUGAGCCAACGAGAUGUUCUAGACAUGUGUCGGGGAUAGCAUUGAAUUCGGAUGACUUUACAAUCCAAUGCAAUCCUAAUCCAGAAAAAGGAGUUUUGCCAAAUAAAUGGUGUCGGUUUUACCCUGAACGUGAUGUAAAUAAGCAAAAGGCAACAGGCUCGUAUAUGCACAUGAAUUUCUUGGACACUGUCACAGAGUUCUGCCAUAGCAACGCCAGUGGCGACCCAUUUUCUUUACACAACAGCAUGGCACCAAAUCAACAAAAUAUCAAAUGUUCUCAAAGGAGUGCAUGGGAUGUUAUGUCACAGUCACCUGACUUUAUUGACGGCAAUAAUCCACCACGUUAUGUAUUGGACACAACACCAGACUUUAUUAUUGUAAAAACCUCCCCACUACGAAUUGUAUUUGUGCUCGAUAUUUCCGGUAGUAUGAGUUUCAAUAAUCGAAUUGGUAUUUUGGAAUCACUUGCUACCAAGUUCAUUAGGUACGUUGUUCCUGGUGGACAUUUCGUUGGAAUAGUCGAGUUUGAUUCGCACGCAACUGUAAAGUCAAAUCUAACAGAAAUUACGUCAUCCACCACACGAGAGUAUUUAGUAAGUCUAAUUCCGUCAUAUACCAGCGGCGCUACGUGUAUUGGAUGCGGGCUACUGAGCGGAAUACAGGUUUUGGAGUCAAAUGGACAAAGUGCUAGAGGUGGUAUUUUGUUACUCAUAAGUGACGGACAAGAAAAUGUUUCGCCUUACAUCAAUACCAUGAAACCGGAUUUGAUCAGCAAAGGUGUUGUUGUUGAUACUGUUGCGCUUAGCGGUAAUGCGGAGGAUAUGACCUAUUUAUCACUUGAUACACGUGGAAUAGCUUACUUGGAUUCUGAAAACGAGCAGUCUACUGCCCUCAACGAUGCAAUAACUGCAACUAUUACAACGCGAUUUGGAGGAAGUCAACCGGAUGGAAAUGUUAUCGAUGACACCUCAUCGGAUUAUACAAGUGAUGUUGAUAGAAAAUUAGUUGUGUUCACAAUUACUGGAUUAGCUAUGCCUGGAACGUGGUCUUACAACAUAACCUCGAACCAAUCACAGACGGUCGAAGUGGCGGUACAGUCAGAAGCUAGAGACGGCGUGGAACCAAUACAUAUUUUUACCAAGCUAAGUGACGUGGUCAUCACAGAGACACCCCCCAAGGCUGCCAUAUAUGUACAAGUUAACCAGGGUUACAGUCCUAUAUUGCACGCUAAUGUGAUCGCAACAGUGGAGAGACCAACGCCCCAUGCAUCAGUGCAAGUACAACUACUUGACAAUGGAGCAGGUACUGUAUUGGACUCUACAAAGAAUGAUGGUGUAUACUCCGGACUAUUCCUCGAGUUCGUCACGGCUACUUGUCCUAAUUGCAGGUAUAAUGUAAAAAUAAAAGUUGAAGCUCGGGAUGGGUUGGUAUCUAUACCAAUUUCAACAUCGAAUAAUGGGCAGGCUCUCUCAAUACGACCACCUGGACCAAAAGAAGAAAGCAAUAUUACGGUCCCUAUUGAUGAUUUCGAUCGUGUGGAUACUGGUGGUGCAAUCCAAGCUCCAGUAACUGUCAGUGAUGAUGAUGAAUUCCCACCAUCGAGAAUUACCGAUCUACGAGUCACUGAGACAUCGUAUGAUGACCAGACUGUUAAAUUAGAAUGGACGGCACCUGGCAAUGAUUUAGACAAAGGAGCAGCUGAUGGUUAUGACCUAAGAUACAGUAGAAACUUCACCACGUUUUCACAUGAGUUCAUGACCGGGGAAAAGUUAACUAAUAACCAUACCAUCGAAGGCAACCUAUCUUCGCCAAGUCUAUUCGGUAAGACGGAAACAGCGACUAUACAACUUCCAGCUACCCAUGAAAACAUAACAUAUUUUUUUGCAAUCCGUGCAUACGACAUUGCUAAUAAUACAGCUGCUCCUUCCAAUAUUAUAUCAACGGCCAUAGUCGUUGCAACACUAAGCGACGAUGAUUUUACAACAGAAAGCUAUGCUCCUACUACAGAAGGCAAUUUCGUUAUGAGUACUGAAGAUGACAUGGACGUUAUAGCUACGACUGGAACGGGAUCGGAAUCUUUAUCAACACCAGUCAUCGUUGCGGCGUCGGUUGGAGGGGCGUUAAUAUUGGCACUGAUUUGUAUAGGUGUCCUUGUAUUUGCUAAGUUUUUCUACACACGGCAAAAAUCGAUAAUUGCCCCUAAACAACCCAGAGAGUUGCAAAUGUCUUAUGAUAACACAGGUGUAUAA
Molecule: messenger RNA, 2760 nt
Organism: Saccoglossus kowalevskii
Lineage: Eukaryota; Metazoa; Hemichordata; Enteropneusta; Harrimaniidae
Product: calcium-activated chloride channel regulator 1-like
Molecular function (GO): protein binding
Source: RefSeq, a predicted model, not a curated record